Haemonchus placei is the source of this 534-nucleotide messenger RNA. The record is from the annotation of a GenBank genome assembly. NCBI's taxonomy places the organism in Eukaryota, Metazoa, Nematoda, Chromadorea, Rhabditida, Trichostrongylidae.
AUGAUCCUACAUCUAUAUUUUGUUACAGAUUUGCUAUGGAGCGCUCCGGAACAUCUACGCAAUGGCAGCAUUGAAGGAUCUCAAGAAGGCGACAUAUACAGCUUUGGUAUCAUCUGUUCACAACUCGUCACAAAAACAAAAGUCUGGAAUCUGGAGAACAGAAAAGAGGAUCCUGAGGGAAAAUCAGAUAUUAUUCCAGAGAUCAUCUACCUUUUGAAGAAAGGAGGUCAUAAUGCCCCACGUCCCGGCUUGGAGCCACAUGAAACAGUAGAAGUGAGCCCAGCUCUAUUACAUUUGAUCCGUGAUUGCUGGACAGAACGGCCUUCGGAACGUCCAACUAUCCAUCAAGUGAGAGAGCAGCUGAAAAGUUUUUCCAUACCUAAUUCCAGAUGUUCGAAUCUCAUGGAUUAUGUUUUCAAUAUGAUGGAGAAGUACGCGUGCAGUCUGGAGGAAGAGGUUGAACAAAGAACCAAAGAGCUGGUGGUGGAGAAGAAAAAGAGUGAUAUCCUUCUCUACAGAAUGCUUCCGAAGUAA